Messenger RNA from Aspergillus nomiae NRRL 13137, 1131 nucleotides. RefSeq names its product phosphatidylinositol-3,5-bisphosphate binding protein HSV2. Gene Ontology annotation, cellular component: extrinsic component of membrane; phagophore assembly site membrane; cytosol. Bases 1 to 1131 code for a protein of 376 amino acids. Gene Ontology annotation, biological process: autophagy of mitochondrion; nucleophagy; protein localization to phagophore assembly site. The record is from RefSeq and is a predicted model, not a curated record. The transcript is spliced from 5 exons. Gene Ontology annotation, molecular function: phosphatidylinositol-3-phosphate binding; phosphatidylinositol-3,5-bisphosphate binding; protein binding. Lineage: Eukaryota; Fungi; Ascomycota; Eurotiomycetes; Eurotiales; Aspergillaceae.
AUGAAUACCCGUCAAGUUAUUGAUGAAUCCGUGGGGCCCUUCUCCCUUUCCGCGACCUUUAAUAAUGACAACAGCUGUUUUGCUGUUGGCCUGGAUUCGGGAUUUUGUGUCUUUAAUGCCGACCCUUGUGAGCUGAAAGUAUCAAGAGAUUUUAAUGCAGGCAUCGGCGUCGCGGUAAUGCUAGGACAGACAAACUACUUAGCCAUCGUCGGUGGGGGAAGGCAGCCUAAGUUUCCCCAAAACAAGCUGGCUAUCUGGGAUGAUGCGAAACAGAAAGCGGUCAUUACUCUAGAAUUCCGCACCUCUGUACUAGGAGUCCGUUUGUCAAAGUCACGAAUUGUCGUCGCUUUACUGAACAGCAUCCACAUCUUCGCAUUCUCAACCCCCCCGCAAAAGCUGUCUGUCUUUGAAACAACAGAUAAUCCGAUGGGCCUAGCCUGCUUGGGGCAGAAGCUGCUUGCUUUCCCCGGGCGAUCUCCCGGGCAAGUUCAAUUAGUUGAGCUUGAAACAGGGAAUGUCAGCAUCAUACCUGCGCACAGCUCACCAUUACGUGCUAUGGCGCUGAGCCCGGAUGGAGAGGUGCUGGCAACAGCGAGUGAAAUGGGGACUCUGGUACGGGUAUUCUCCACCAGCAAUUGCUCAAAAAUAGCUGAACUACGGCGGGGGGUCGAUCAAGCAGUGAUAUUCUCUCUCGCCAUUUCGCCUUCGAACAAUUUAUUGGCCGUAACAUCGGACAAGUCCACAUUACAUGUCUUUGAUCUUCCUCACCCACUAAACCAUUCGCAUCGUAAUCCACUAGCAUCCCAACCAUCGGAAGAAGGAACGAACCAGAAAUGGGGCAUCCUAGGGAAAAUCCCCCUGCUUCCCAGGGUUUUCUCUGAUGUUUACUCUUUUGCAAGUGCUCCUUUCGAGAUUGGUGACGAAUCGGCACCAGGUUCUCAUUAUGUACCACUUGGGACCUCAUUUGGAAGACCUCUUAAAGGUGUGGUAGGAUGGCCCGACGACCAAACAAUUCUCGUUCUAGGAUCAGGCAGGGAUGGACGCUGGGAGAAGUUCGUCCUUCGUGAAGGCGGCGAUGGAAAGCGCUACUGUAUGAGGGAAGGCUGGAAAAGAUACUUAGGAGGCGGCUGA